This is a messenger RNA of Astyanax mexicanus (Mexican tetra), 4399 nucleotides long. It is a transcript of the gene kcnq2a, whose product is annotated as potassium voltage-gated channel, KQT-like subfamily, member 2a. The coding region runs from base 161 to 2845 and encodes 894 amino acids. The record is from RefSeq and is a predicted model, not a curated record. Gene Ontology annotation, molecular function: voltage-gated potassium channel activity. The transcript is spliced from 19 exons. Gene Ontology annotation, biological process: potassium ion transport; transmembrane transport. Lineage: Eukaryota; Metazoa; Chordata; Actinopteri; Characiformes; Acestrorhamphidae. Gene Ontology annotation, cellular component: membrane.
UCCUCCUCUCAGAGCUCAGUCCGGUUCUGGAGGAGCGCAGGGGUAGAAGCUCGUGUUAAAGCCCCCCCACUGCAGAUCCCACCCCCACCGGAUCCCGAGACAUGCGGACCCCCCGCCGCGCCCUGUCCCACCACCGCCGGCCGCGAGCCCCGCCGCAGUGAUGGUGAAGGAGUCGGCUAACGGCGAGGUGUUCCCGCCUCCCGCGGGGGCUGAGCGGCGGGUGAAGGUGGGCUUCGUGGGGCUGGAGCCGGGCGCUGCGGACACUGGGCGGGACGGCACGCUGCUGAUCGGCGCGGCGGAGAGCUCAAAGCGCGGGAUCCUCAGCAGGAAGCGCUCGGUGAGCGGAGGCGGCGGCCGCGGGGCGCACAAGAGGAACGCCGGUUACCGGAGACUGCAGAACUUCCUCUACAACGCGCUCGAGAGGCCGCGCGGCUGGGCGUUCAUCUACCACGCUUACGUCUUUCUGCUGAUCUUCUCCUGCCUUAUCCUCUCCGUGUUUGCUACGAUAAAAGAGUUAAAAAAAAGCUCAGAGAGUGCCUUGUACAUUCUGGAAAUCGUCACCAUUGUGGUGUUUGGUGUGGAGUAUAUAGUACGAAUAUGGGCUGCUGGAUGCUGCUGUCGUUACAGAGGAUGGAGAGGGAGGCUGAAAUUUGCCCGCAAGCCUUUCUGUGUUAUAGACAUCAUGGUGCUGAUUGCGUCAGUGUCGGUGUUGGCGGCCGGAUCACAGGGCAACGUGUUUGCCACCUCAGCCAUUCGCAGUCUGAGGUUUCUCCAGAUCCUCCGUAUGCUGCGUAUGGAUCGGCGAGGUGGAACGUGGAAACUGCUGGGCUCUGUGGUGUAUGCACAUAGCAAGGAGCUCAUCACUGCAUGGUACAUUGGCUUCCUCUGUCUCAUCCUGGCCUCUUUUCUGGUGUACUCAGUGGAGAAGGAUGACAAUGCCGAGAUGUUUGAGACCUACGCUGAUGCUCUGUGGUGGGGGCUGAUCACUUUGACCACCAUCGGCUAUGGGGACAAAUUUCCUAUCACAUGGAACGGGCGUCUGAUUGCUGCAACUUUUAGUUUGAUUGGAGUGGCCUUCUUUGCACUUCCAGCAGGUAUCCUGGGUUCAGGGUUUGCUCUGAAGGUCCAGGAGCAGCACAGACAGAAGCACUUUGAGAAGAGAAGGAACCCUGCUGCAUUAUUUAUUCAGUCUGCCUGGAGGUUUUAUUCCACGAACCUCACAAGAAGUGACCUGCUGGCAACGUGGGACUUUUUUGAACAAACUGUGUCAGUCCCAAUGUACAGGAUAAUUCCUCCUCUCAAUCAACUGGACCUCCUGCGCAGUCUGAAGGGAAAAUCUGGAUUCAGAAAGGACUCCCAGCUUGAAACGUCUUUUAGUAGUGAGGUUUCACAAAGUGGAACUUGCUGUGGGUGUUGCCCAAGAAGCCAUAGUCGUAAGGCAAGUCUAAAAGAGAAGAUAUUCGCCAGCCCAUCUAAGAGUACGAUAGGAAAGGAUACUGGAGCCGAAGAAGAAGCAGAGAACAGUCCGAGCAAACUGCAGAAAAGCUGGAGCUUUACUGAACGCAACAGAAACAAACAAAACAACAAGAUUAAAGAAGGAACUCGACAAACCAAUGAAGUGCUGAUUGAGAUGCAGGAUGAAGACAUCGGAUUGAAGAGGUCUCCAGCAAUUGAGGGGUUGAUCAAAGCAAGUCUCCCUGAGGAACUUGGAGAUGACAGGACUUGCAAUUGUGAUUUUAUGCCAGAGAUGCCUACACCACUGAAGGCCACUAUAAAGGCAAUAUGUGUCAUGCGUUUCCUGGUGUCCAAGAGGAGGUUUAAGGAGAGUUUGAGACCCUACGAUGUGAUGGACGUGAUUGAGCAGUAUUCAGCAGGCCACCUGGACAUGCUCUCCCGCAUCAAGAACUUGCAGUCCAGGAUAGAUUUGAUUGUGAGCCCCCCACCCCCUUCGACCCCUCGCCAUAAGAAGGUAGACCAAAUAGUGGGGAAGGGAGCUGCAGCAGGAGACAAGGACAAACCCAAGGAUGAGGCCGAGCAGCCAGAUGACCCCAGUAUGAUGGGACGCUUGGUCAAGAUAGAGAAACAGGUGGGUGCGAUGGACCGCAAACUGGACUUCCUGGUGAAUGUGUACACCACUCGCAUGGGCAUCACGAGAUCUGAAACAGAGGCUUUACUGGGCUUUAAAAUGCCCGACCCGGCGCCUCCCUACCACAGCCCAGAGGAUCAGAGCGAGAAGAAUGAGAAGGAGGAGAAGGAAGAGAAGAGGAGCAGGAGCGGUUCUGCUCGGGAGUCGAUCAGGAAUGGUUCAGGCAGUGGUGGUGCUUCUAAUGGUCACCACCAUCCACCCAUGUCCUGGAGGCAGCAGCAGCAAGAGCUGCAACAGCGGUACAAGGAUAUGCCUGUGAGCGUGCCGCUGUGGAACAGCAGUCGAGGGGUGUCCCCUGUGGGCACAGACGAUGCCUCUUUGUACCGUAUCCCACCCCCUCCGGUUCAUGACAGCGGGGACAGCGGGCGGCAGCGCAGGUCCCGGAGAUCCAGGCAUCAGGCCGGUGUGGAGAGUGACACGUCCCUCUCCAUCCCCUCAGUGGACCACGAGGAGCUGGAGCGCUCCUUCAGCGGCUUCAGCAUCUCCCAGGCCAAAGAAGAGGAUUACUUUCCUCCUACCAUCCUCGCUCCGUUCAGGGCAGGAGAGAGAGAAAGCAUUUCCUCCAACGCCAGGCCGCGCCUGGCCGAAGGUGAGUCAGAUACAGACUCUGAUCUGUACACACCUGGUGGCCCGUCUCCUCUGUCUUUUACCGGGGAGACUCUGCCCUUUGGAGACCGGGGCUGGCCAGGAUUCAAGUAGACUUCAAGAGGAUUAUAGAAAAAAGAACUUUUACAUCCUCAGAGAGUGGAGAACUUCUUCUGCACCUACUGCUCAGAACUUUGGAAUCAACAUUCAGACAUUUGCAAUUAUCAUAAAAAAGUUUGAAAUUACCUUACCUAAUAUAAAUUUGAUGAAAAUACAGGUAUGAAGCAAUUUUACUCCCACAAACUUUAUAAAUUUCAAACUAUUUCUAAGGUUUCACAAAAAAAAAGUCGUAUAAAGUAAUAACUAGGAUGUUAAACCCAGGAAACCCAGGAAAAAUCUUUAAAACUUUUUUCCUUAUAAUUCCCUAAUCUUAUUUUCUAACUAUUGGCAAUGCUAAUAUAUUAAUUAUAUUCUACUAAAAUUAGUCAUUUUAGAAAGUGCUGUUAAAAUUUGCCAAUUUUUUUUUUGUUUCUAAUAAAUAAUUACAGUGUAUACAUUAUUAUUUAACCCUCUAGAGCAUGAUAUUUGUAUUGGUUGAGAAUAAAAAUCAGAGUUUGAGGGUCCCUAUUAUAUCAGUAAAAAAUGAGAACCACUGAGAACCACUGCUUCAGCAUGAUUGCCUUGUGAUCAUUCAAAAAGUGGUUUGCUGUCUGAGGGCAACACCAUGUCACAGAGGGUUAAGCCUCAGCACCACACUCUCCAAAAGCCUGUUUUACACCAGGUAUUAACAUGCAUUUCUGGGGAUUGGGUCACAUUUGGAUUUUACUUGUUUGUAUUUAAAAAUCUUGUUCGAAUCACUUCCAGGAAGCAUGCUGAUUGGUAAUUAGAUGGUGGUUGUGAUCAGAUCACUCAGACCAUAUUCUGAGGAAAAUCUGAGUAUUAUUAUUACUGUGGAUUUGGGCUUCUCUUGCCCUCGUGCUUUACCUCUGUUGCUCUCACUUUCUCUUAUGUCUUACAUAAUGAGCUCCCUUGUGCUUUUAAAUAGUGUGUCGCAUUUUUUAGGGGGGCUGCUGCAGAAAUAUGACUAGCCUCUAAUGUCCAAAAGGAAAGGAAUAGACUGCGCUCCUGAAUAAUUUUCACGUUCUAAUAAAAAAACAAAUCAAAAGAAGAGAAAUUGGACAGCAACUGGACUGUAUGAUAUCAGAUAUGUACGUGUUUAUUGAGUUAGAGCUAGUAUACUGGCUAUUGGCGUUCAUGUACACAUAAAGGCUGCCACUUAUAUAUUCAACCAGCAGGCAGUUUCUUUAUGUACUGCUUAUAACCCUAACCCUAGUUUCAAUACACUCAUACCAUUAGGAUCCCAAAAAAGUUUUUUUUAAAGUUUUUUAAAUUUUUUUAUCAUCUCUGGGACGGUGGGAUGGUGUUAGUCUGGAGCGCUGCAUCUCUCUAAACUCUAAACUGUUCACAGCCAUCCAGAGUGGCCUAGAGCAGUGGUUCUCAAACAUUUUAGACCAUGUUCCACCCAAAAUUAAACUAAAAAGUCUACUUAAAGUACUACCUAAAGGUCAUCCACAGAAAUAUAGACUAUGCAAGCAAACUAGUAGUGAACAAUAUGGACAACAAAUGUGUAAUAUGUGUAAUAACGCAACAAUAAAUGAAUGCUGUUGA